This is a messenger RNA of Lachancea mirantina, 1356 nucleotides long. The record is from the annotation of a GenBank genome assembly. Lineage: Eukaryota; Fungi; Ascomycota; Saccharomycetes; Saccharomycetales; Saccharomycetaceae.
AUGGAUGAGAAAAAGAGCUUUUCCAACUAUUCCGAAGAUAUACAGGCCAAAUUAGAUAAAAAAUUGGGGCCGGAAUAUAUCUCAAAGAGGGUUGGUUUUGGGGCUAGUAGAGUUGCUUAUAUCGAGGGCUGGAAAGCUAUCAAUUUAGCCAAUCAAAUUUUUGGAUACAAUGGCUGGAGCACCGAGGUCAAAAGUGUUCUAAUAGACUUCAUGGAUGAACGGCAGGGCAAAUUCAGCAUAGGUUGCACGGCGAUUAUUCGCGUCACACUGACGGACGGAACGUUUAGAGAGGAUAUUGGGUAUGGAACGGUUGAGAAUGAGCGCCGCAAAUCAUCAGCGUUUGAGCGGGCAAAAAAAUCGGCCGUGACGGACGCUUUAAAGCGCAGCCUCCGCGCCUUUGGAAACGCAUUAGGGAAUUGUUUAUAUGACAAGGAUUUCUUGGCUAAAAUUGACAAAGUGAAAUUUGAUCCUCCAGACUUCGAUGAGAGCAGUUUGUAUCGAGCAGCAGACGAAGGUCAUGAGCCAGUGAAAAGUGUGACUGCUGAAUUCGAUUCUGAGAUGGCACCAAACAAGCGCCGACACCCUGACGGAAUGCCACAGGAGGCACCCCGAAAUGAGACACGGGACGUUUCUGGUCAAGUGCAAACUUCCAGUAACUAUGAACCCCCCAGAUCUGCUCAGCAUUACUCUGCUGUCACCCACCAUCAACAAGAUUCUGAUGAAUUGCUGGACGAUUCCUUCAUGUUUAGUGAUGAGUUGCAAGACGAAGACGUUGAUAGGGCUAUGGCAGAAGCUCCGGCCGGUGCAGCUCGGACUUUUACCGCAACCGUAAAUGCCUCGCAUGGGCCAACAAGGCAAGCUGCUGCUGCUGAUGCUGUUAUGGAGGCUUCUGCUCCUCCAGGCCCUAACGCGGAUGUCCCAAUAACAUUUGUGACAGCUAAAGCUGCACCAAAUCUUCAAAAUAGAGCACCAGUGCCUCCCAGCGCCGUAUUUGAUCCGAAAUUUAAGCCGGCCUCUAUACAGCAUACCGUUGAUCAAACGACUUCAACGCCAAUAAGAGCUACAGAUUACAAGGUGAGAAGAGCUAAUAUGAAAACCUCCGUCUACGAGAAAUUUGCUGCAAAAGGUAGGUCUCUGGAACCAAAUGACACCCCUAAUGAGCUCGUUAAAACCGGGCCCAGACCUAUAAAUGAAGCUAAAAUUACUAACCCAGAGCCUCAGGUUCCAAGAGAAAAAUCACAGCCUCCUAUUGUGCAACCUCAUCAACCAUCACCAACUCCGCUGGCGACACCUAAUGCUAUUAAGAUGGUAGGUAGGCCGAAAACGAUGCUCCCAAAUCUAAAAAGGCCUAUUUAG